This is a messenger RNA of Scatophagus argus, 1820 nucleotides long. RefSeq names its product adenosine deaminase (gene ada). The coding region runs from base 26 to 1204 and encodes 392 amino acids. The transcript is spliced from 11 exons. Gene Ontology annotation, cellular component: external side of plasma membrane; cytosol. Gene Ontology annotation, biological process: hypoxanthine salvage; T cell activation; purine ribonucleoside monophosphate biosynthetic process. NCBI's taxonomy places the organism in Eukaryota, Metazoa, Chordata, Actinopteri, Scatophagidae. Gene Ontology annotation, molecular function: adenosine deaminase activity. The record is from RefSeq and is a predicted model, not a curated record.
CUGGGCAAAGGCGUGUCCCUGACUCAUGCAUAUAACAGCCUGGCGAGCUGCGAUAGGCUUCUGCUCCCCAGUCCUCCGCUCUCUGUGCACCAGCACACUCAAGCUCCGCACGAUGGCCGAGUUCUCCCCUGAACAAAUGGUGUUCAACAAGCCAAAGGUUGAGCUACAUGUGCACCUCGAUGGCGCCAUCAGGGUGCAGACUAUUCUUGACGUGGCCAAGAGACGUGGCAUCCCUAUGCCAGCAAACACUGUGGAAGAGAUGACACAGAUUAUUAUUCUUGAAAAGCCUUCCACCCUCACCGAGUGUCUGGACAAGUUUGCCGAGUACAUGCAUGUGAUUGCUGGAGACAGAGAGGCCAUAAAGAGGAUAGCUUAUGAGUUGGUUGAGGACAAAGCCAAGGAGGGGGUGAUUUAUGUUGAGACCAGAUACAGCCCACAUUUCCUGGCUAACACUAAAGUGGAUCCCAUACCAUGGAACCAGAAAGAAGGUGACCUGAGCCCAGACGAGGUGGUGCACCUGGUUAACGAGGGCCUCAGAGAGGGCGAGAGGGCCUUCAAUAUCAAAGCCAGGUCCAUUCUAUGCUGCAUGCGCCACAAGCCAAACUGGUCCAUGGAUGUCGUGGAUCUGUGUGAGAAAUACCGCCAUGAGGGAGUGGUCGCCGUCGAUCUGGCAGGCGAUGAGUCCCUCAGCUGUGAAACCUGUCCAGGACACAGGAGUGCGUUUGAGGAAGCAGCGCGCCGUGGGAUCCACAGGACAGUCCACGCGGGAGAGGUGGGGCCGCCGUCUGUGGUGAAGGAGGCAGUAGAAGUGCUGAAGGCCGAACGGAUUGGACAUGGUUACAACACCCUGAAAGACCAAGCCCUGUACAAGAAACUGCUGGCUCAGAAUAUGCACUUUGAGACUUGUCCUGUUUCCAGUAAGCUGACGGGCGCCUGCAACGCAGACUUCACCAAGCAUCCUGUCAUCACGUUGAUGAAGGACAAGGCUAACUACUCGCUGAAUACAGAUGACCCCCUGAUCUUCAACUCAAACAUACACCUCGACUACAACAUUGCGCACAAAUACAUGGGGUUCACUGAGGAGGAAUUCAAACGACUGAACAUCAAUGCUGCACGGUCAUGCUUCCUGCCUGAGAACGAGAAGAAGGAGCUCCUCCACAGACUGUAUGAGGCCUACGGGAUGAUUCAGAACGCUUCCUUUUAAACCUGGCAAGGAAGCCCGAGGAUGAAACUAACGGAGGGACAAACCGCUCUGAACGUCCCCGCCUGACACAGGCAGAAUGUCUUUUUCCUCAUUUGUAAUGAGAAAUAAAGUCCAUAGAAUAAUAUGUCACAUAUAUCUCAAAUAGCUGUUGCCUUUACAGUAUUCCAUCUACACACUCGAGAUACCUUCAGUGCUUUAGUUUACACUGCAGGUCCAGAGGAUGUCAUGGUGCUCUGCAAGGUGCAAGAACUGUAGCUGAGUGUUUGGUCUCUAUGAAGCAGAAAGUCUGGAUGACAUCCUGUGUUUACAUUCCAUCAUCAUAAAGAGAAUCAGGGAAGCUUUUGAUGCACAGUAACCCAUUUACCUUUAACACCUUGUCAGCCUGUUAGGGAAGGAUACAGGGUAUUUGUUGUUCAUUUGUGUCAUUGCUCAAAAGCGAUGGUGUCCUGUAUAUCUUCUGGGUGAGAGCAUGUGGUGAAGGAGAAGUGAAAGGUGUGUAGGCUGAGAACUGAGCUGCCUUCGGGAUAAAAUAUGGUUUACUGUGAAUAUCAGUUGUUUGAGGGAAUCCAGUGUUAGAAACAUGAGUGCUUUUCACACACACACACACACACACACA